This is a messenger RNA of Linum trigynum, 1378 nucleotides long. The record is from the annotation of a GenBank genome assembly. NCBI's taxonomy places the organism in Eukaryota, Viridiplantae, Streptophyta, Magnoliopsida, Malpighiales, Linaceae.
AUUAUCUUUCGGGAAAGAUGGAUAAUUCUGUAAUUAUUUAAUUAUUGUGGGAGCAGUGAUGGGCCAUUCUGGGGGCGACACGUGGUGUUGCGAGUGUCCUGUUUUGACGCGUGUCAUUGAUACGGUUAAUUCAUGUCGACAGCUGCCUGCUCGUUACUGUUAUGCAAUGCGAUUCAUUCACGUAAAUAAAAUUUAAAAUAUAAUGUGAAAUGGAUCAGGCCGGCCCAAUCCGAAGCCCAAAUACAAACAGGGUAGGGAUCAGUGGAAUAACGGAGAGAGAUUUUCUCUGGAGGGAGUGGGCAAGUUUUUCCCGCCAAAUUCUGAGAAGAUUUUCAAAAUCAGUAGGAAGGAGGCUUCUUCCUCCCGGUACAUCUUUCUUCCAUUUUAAUUUCACAGAGGCUACGAAGAAGGCGACGGCUCCGAAGUCCAAACUCACGAUCCUCCGCUUUAUUUUGGUUUCAAUUGUAGCAGACCAAGAGCUACAGCACUCGCCAGCGACAGCAAGCCCUGUUUCUCCAUGUCUAAGAAACGGGGGCUCUCUUUGGAGGAGAAGCGCGAGAAGAUGCUUCAGAUAUUUUACGAGUCCCAGGACUUCUUUCUUCUCAAGGAACUCGAGAAGCUCGGUCCUAAGAAAGGUGUAAUCACUCAGUCCGUGAAAGAUGUCAUCCAGAGUCUUGUGGACGACGACCUGGUUUUAAAAGACAAAAUAGGAACAUCGGUAUACUUUUGGAGCCUUCCUAGCAGUGCGGGAAAUCAGCUGAAGAAUGUAUCCGACAAACUUAAAUCUGAUUUGGAAAGCAGUAAUAAGCGGUACAAGGAGCUUGUUGAACAGUCUGCAGCCCUGAAGAAGGGGCGUGAAGAAUCAGAUGAACGAGAGGUAGCCUUGACUGAGCUGAAAGGUCUACAAGCAAAGCACAACGAGCUGAAGGAGGAGUUGGCGAAAUAUGCAGAUAAUGAUCCAGCUGCCUUCGAAGCAAUGAAGGAAGCUAUCGACGUCGCCCAUGCAGCAGCAAACAGAUGGACAGACAAUAUCUUCACCUUGAGGCAAUGGUGUUCAAAGAACUUCCCCCAAGCGGCAGAGCAACUCGAUAACCUGUUCAAGGAGGUGGGGGUAACGGAUGAAUUCGACUACUUGGAGCUUGCACCUGCUCUCCCUCUCAAUUCAGUAAGCGUCCCCAAGGCUGAAGGCACUCCCUAGACUAUCUGGUUCACUGGCUCAUCAUUGCAAACUUGUGUAGAGUUGGCAUUAAGUAAACACAUAUAAGAUUAUAUAAAGCCAUAAAACAUAAUUUGAUAUUAUAUUGAUCAUUGGGUUAAUAUUCUAAUUUGAAAGGUGAGUUAAUUAUAGAUUUUGACUAUAUAAAUAGGGUUUGUCUUA